Molecule: messenger RNA, 3456 nt
Organism: Closterium sp. NIES-67
Lineage: Eukaryota; Viridiplantae; Streptophyta; Zygnematophyceae; Desmidiales; Closteriaceae
Source: the annotation of a GenBank genome assembly
CCAUGUGCUGCUUGCUUCUCGCCCCUGCACAUGAAUGGUUCACCCACACUCACUCCCUGCCCCCCGGACCGGAUACUCCACAUCUUGCUCCACUUCCGCUCCACAGCCAUGCUCCUGCAUGGUUCUGGAUCCAUGGGCGGUGGCCCCUCUGGUCACGCGCACACGUCUAUCCUUGCCAUCGCACGUUUAUCCAGCGGAAUAAGGGAACCCCCAAGCACAUGCCAUCGCACUUGCUCUGUGACAUACGGGCCUUCCAGAACGAGUGCAGUUCUCGCUCGCCCUCCCCUUCUCCCUAUUCCAUCCCAGGCUAGCCUCUUUCCAGACUUGCCCCCCUCGCCUGAAUCUCGGCAUUGCCAAGCCCAAUUUCGCGUCAAUUCUGUGCCGCACCACACAGAACCGUACUGAACUGUUCCGCGUUACAAUUGCACUGCACUGUAAUGCGCUAGUCUGGGAGAAGUUGGUCUGGGAAGAGGCUGAAUGAACACGCACUAACCAUGUCCUCCCCUAAACCAACAGCUACAGCUACUGAAGCAAAUACGCAGUGUUCUUGUCUUACAUUUGAACAGCCGAGACCUUCCGUGUUCUCUGAUACGACGAUUAUAUUCCGUUUUUGCUCAGCACCCCUUAGCAUCAGGCGCCUUCGAAUGGCGGGCAUUGGCCCGGAGAAUUGCCCUGGCCCGCCGCGUCCCGUUAGGGUUUCUGGCUGUAGCGCGUCGCGGAGCAAGAGGACCUGUCGCCUCGGAGAUACCUAGGACCUCGCAAACCCCAUAGAUCAUGGAUCCCCGGUCUCCAGGUUUCUGUCUAACGGCUCAGGUCGAUCGGCUUUGAAAGGGGUUCCAGCGGGUUUCAGGUGCUCUCGAGUUCUGGACGGCAGCGAUCGCGUCAAUCUCUAGGGCGACACUUUAGACGCUACAGCAGAUCAGCUGAGGCCGGCAGCCCAGUGCCAGGCUAGCGCCAAGCUUUAGCGCGGACUUUGCGGCGAUUUAGUCCGCGCGCGCUAAACCUCCGGCGGCGUCGGUCGCGUCACCGCGGAUACAGCGGCGAUUCAGUAGUCCCCGCGCUAAACCUUUCGCCGGCGGCAUUAGCGGUAGCGCGAAUGGCGGCGCUACAGGAGGUGGUGGUGGCGGCGGCGUCCGUGGAUUCGCCCGUGUGCGUCUGGGACCUCACCACCGGGUCGCUCCUCGCGUCGCUCGUGUCGUCCGCGUCACAGCGGCGCGGGCUCUGCGCAAUGGGAAGGGACCACGUGGCGGUGUCGCAGCUGACGCGCGGGGAAUCCAAGGCGGGCGCAGUGAACGUGUGGUCGUGGCGGAAGUCGGCGGUGGCGGUGCGCAGCCCUACGUCGGAGGCCAUAGGGCCGCUGGCGGCGACCGCGGACGGCGUGUACCUGUGCGGGGGCGGGGUUUCGGGGAGGGUUUACGUUUGGGAAGCGGCGACGGGGCGGCUGCUGCGCGUGUGGGCGGCGCACUACCGCGCGGUGACGUGUCUCGCGCUGUCGGAUGACGAUGCGCUGCUGGUGUCGGCGGGGGAGGACAGCAUUAUCCACGUUACGCCCCUCGUGCGCAAGGGCGGGGCGGGGGGAGCGGAGGGGUCAGCGGGCGUGCAGCCUAUGUACACGUGGCAGCAGCACCAACAGUCCAUCACGGCGCUGUGGAUGGCAGCGGGCGGGGUCAACUCCGUGCUCGUCUCGUCGUCCUCCGACCACUCAUGCAAGAUCUGGAGUCUGGCGAUGGGCGCAUUACUCCGGUCGUACGUGUUUCCAGUGGCCAUCACAGCAGCAGCCAUGGAUCCUGGCGAGUACACGCUGUACGCGGGGGGCGCGGACGGCAACAUCUACCUGACGGCGCUCAACUUCACAGCUGUGCAUGGCACCGCCAUGGACCCCAUGGCACAUGACGACGCGCUCGUCGGCCACAGUCACAGCAUCACGGCGCUGGAGUUCAGUGCGGACGCGGUGUCGCUGGUGUCAGCAUCAGAGGACUGCACUGUGCGCGUGUGGGACACCGUCACCAGGCAGCUUCUCAGAACCUUCACCAACUGCAAGGGCCCUGUCUCGUGUUUGCUGGUCCUCCCCAAGCCCCCCACGCUCUUCCCCUCCGCUGACAUCUCCCGCUCCUCCGCCCCUGCCUCUGCGCGCAAGCCCGCCGCACUCCCCCCCAUGCCCCUGCACAAAUACGCCAACGCUGCCGCCACGGGCCUUUCCGGCUCGGAGCCAUGGGAGGAGGCGCCUCUGCUGCUGCCGAGCGUGGCGGGGGGAGGCGGAGGGGGAGUAGGGGGGGCGGGGGGAGUGGGUGCGGGGCUGGUGCCUGUUCCGGGGAGUGUUGGCGGGGAGAGGGAGGGCGAGGAGUGGGGAGGAGUGGACGGGUGCUAUAGCAGCGAGGUGCUGGGACGGACAGUGGUUGAGACCAAGGAGGACCAAUCACUGGUGGCUCUCCAACUGCAGAACGCGCGCCUCCUGAGCAACCUGCAGCGCGCCAACGAGGGCUUGAGGCAGAUGUACCGCCUGGCCGUGUCGGAAACCAUGGUGGACCACCUGGGCAUGGGCAUGGGGCUGGAGGGGGCGGGCGGGGGUGCUGGUGCCAGUGGGGGGGCCGAUCUGGAGCGCAGCAAGCGUAAGAGAAGCGCGCCCGUGCUGUGAUGUGGGGAGGGAAGAGGGGGGGUCUGAGGCGAAGCAAGAGAAGCGCUCUGGUUCUGUGACUGUGGCUGUGACUGGUGUGUGAGAAGUGAGCACCUAGAUGUACUGCCUGGUGGUGUCGGAAACCAUGGUGGACCACCUGGGCAUGGGGCUGGAGGGAGGGGGCGGGGGUGCGAGCGGGGGGAGUGAGCUGGAGCGCAGCAAGCGCAAGAGAAGCGCGCCCGUGCUGUGACCGGUGCAGGGCAAAAGGGAACUUGGGGGGAAGUUGGGGGUGAGCAAGGUAGGAACUGGGGGGUAGCGGAAAUAGGGUUAAGGAUCCAGAGGCAGGGAGGGAGGGACAUGGGGAGGGGAGAACGAGGGAGAGGGAGAGGUAGAGGGGGAGUAGUGAGGGGAUGGGAGGCAGGGCACUGGAGUGAGAGGGGAGGCAGUGAGGGAGAACGGAUUGCAGUUUGGCCACAGGCUGAGGGAAAGCUCUGUGGAGAUCGAUGGUUGGGAGUGCCAAGGAUGAAGGUGUGGUAAGGGCAAGAAGGGGGGUGUGGCCUCCCAGCAGCCACUGUGUUUGGUGUGACUCGGCUCCUGCACAGAAGUGAACUAAAGUCGAGCGAGGGCGUAUUCCUUCGCGCCUGGAUAAAGGUUGGACCAGACUCGGGGGCAGGCCCCAUGAUUGGUUUUAGGGCACCCUGAUUGCUGAGUGUCAUGUUCCAAAAAAAAACUUUCCAUCAGCCUCCUCAAGAAAUUUUACGCUGAUUCACCAGUGUUGCCAAGCCAAAAUUCGCUUUUCCAUCAGGGUCGUGUCGUGUACGAAAGAAACGCUGAUUUUGCAA